Messenger RNA from Sphaerodactylus townsendi, 3971 nucleotides. RefSeq names its product hook microtubule tethering protein 1 (gene HOOK1). The record is from RefSeq and is a predicted model, not a curated record. Lineage: Eukaryota; Metazoa; Chordata; Lepidosauria; Squamata; Sphaerodactylidae. Gene Ontology annotation, cellular component: cytoplasm; centrosome. Gene Ontology annotation, biological process: cytoplasmic microtubule organization; cytoskeleton-dependent intracellular transport. Gene Ontology annotation, molecular function: dynein light intermediate chain binding; microtubule binding. Bases 157 to 2310 code for a protein of 717 amino acids. The transcript is spliced from 22 exons.
CCGCGCUGGAUGGCUGGCGAAAUGAGUGUCAAUAGAUGUGACACCGGAGGUUGGUGACACAUAACCUGGCAUUGUUCUGGUCGUGAGGUCGGUGCAGCGGGCGCGCCGCACAGGGAGCGCAGCGGCGGCGCUGCAGAGAGGGGAAUUGCCGCCGCCAUGGAAGGGAAAGCGACUGACCAGCUGCUGUGCGACAGCCUCAUCCUUUGGUUGCAGACAUUCAAUACUGCUGAAUCCUGUAAAGAUGUUCAGGAUUUAACUAAUGGGGUUGCUAUGGCACAAGUACUUCAUGAAAUUGAUGCUGCAUGGUUUGAUGAAGCUUGGCUAAGCCGUAUUAAAGAAGAUGUUGGUGACAAUUGGAGAAUAAAGGCCAGUAAUUUGAAGAAGGUUCUUCAGAGAAUUAUGGAUUAUUAUCAUGAGUUUCUUGGCCAGCAGAUUUCAGACAAUCUCCUUCCUGAUUUAAGUCGGAUAUCUGAACAUUCAGAUCCUGUACAAUUGGGCAGGUUACUGCAGCUUAUUCUUGGCUGUGCUGUCAACUGUGAAAAGAAACAAGAACAUAUACAAGUUAUAAUGACACUAGAAGAGUCUGUUCAGCACGUUGUCAUGACUGCUAUACAAGAGUUAAUGAGCAAAGAAAUAGUCGGCUUUGUUGCAAGUGACUUGACUGGUGAUCUGGAACAACAGUUGAAGAGAACACUGGAAGAACUUAAUGAAGUACUUGCAGAAAAAGAAGAACUGAAGCAAAGAUGUCAAGAGCUAGACCUACAGGUGGCAGCCCUUCAAGAGGAAAAGAAUAGUUUACUGUCCGAAAAUGAGAUCAUGAAUGAUCGAUUGGACCAGUUGGAUGACUCUCUUGAUGAUACAAACACUGCAGUUACAAAAAAGUAUUUUCAUGCACAGUUACAGCUGGAACAACUGCAAGAAGAAAACUUCAGGCUUGAAGCUGCAAAAGAUGAUUACCGGGUUCAUUGUGAAGAGCUUGAGAAACAACUGGUUGAGCUUCAGCAUCGGAAUGAUGAACUGACUGGUCUGGCAGAAGAAUCCAGGGCAUUGAAAGAUGAAAUUGAUGUUCUUAGAAUGUUUGCAGAUAAGGCAAGUAAGCUGGAAUCAACUGUUGAGAUGUACCGGAAAAAACUGGAGGAUCUGAAUGACUUCCGCAGGCAGGUGAAAUCUCUGCAGGAAACAAACAUGAUGUAUAUGCAUAAUACAGUUAGUCUAGAGGAAGAGCUAAAGAAAGCAAAUGCAGCUCGUGCCCAGCUGGAAACAUAUAAAAGGCAGGUCCAAGAACUGCACAACAAACUGUCUGAAGAGUCCAAAAGAGCUGAUACACAGGCAUUUGAACUGAAACAACUAGAAGAAAAGCAUGGAACAUUACUUAAAGAAAGAGAGAGGUUGAUAAUACAGCGUGAUGCACUAAAAGAGACAAAUGAAGAACUUAGGUGUUCACAAAUGCAGCAGGAUCGCCUCAACCAAGCAGAUUCAUCUGUUGUGACAAGUCAUGAAAAUCUUGCUGCUGAAAUUCUACCUGUUGAAUAUAGAGAAAUGUUUAUUCGGCUACAGCAUGAAAACAAAAUGCUCCACUUACAGCGGGAGGGGUCAGAAAAUGAACAGAUUAUAGAACUUCAAAAGAAGCUAGAACAAAAGCAUCGGACAAUAAAUGUACUGGAAACAGAAAACAGGCUGAACAAGGAGCGUAUUGGAGAGUUGCUGCAACAAAUUGAAGACCUUCAAAAGACCUUGCAAGAGCAAGAGUCCAAGCCAGAAGGUGAUGGGUCGAGCCAGUUGAAGCAGAAGAUAGCAGCACAUAUGGAAAAACUGAGUGAAGUCCAUGAUGAAUUGCAGAAGAAGGAGGCUCUUCUUGCAGACCUCCAACCAGAUCAAAAUCAAAAUGCACAAAAAGUUGAAGAAUUGGAAGCAGCUUUGCAUAAGAAAGAUGAAGAUAUGAAAUCAAUGGAAGAGAGAUAUAAAAUGUACUUAGAAAAAGCGAGAAGUGUGAUAAGAACCUUGGACCCCAAACUAAAUCCAGCAUCAGCUGAAAUCAUGUUGUUGCGAAAACAACUGCACGAAAAAGAUAAAAGAAUAGAAGUACUUGAGGGAGAAUGUAAAUUGGCUAAGAUCCAUGACCACGAAGAACAAUUAAUUGUAUCUGCAUGGUAUAACAAGAGCUUAGCUUUUCAUAAGCUAGGCAUGGAAUCCAGGCUGAUAAGUGGGAGCGGUGGCCUGCCUGGGCGCUCUUUCCUCGCACAACAACGUCAUGUCACCAAUACCCGAAGAAAUCUCUCUGUUAAAGUACCUGCUGCAGCAUCAGAUUAAAUCAUCGAGGAUAUUUGUGCACUAAAGUGUCCUUAAAUUAUUUUGUAACUCCUAUUUUAAACUACCUGGCAGAUGAAGAGGUUGUGAUGCUGAGCAUCAUGUAUUUUACAUGUAAGACCUAUUUGUUAUGCUGGUAAAUUAAAUGUAGCUAACUAUUACAGAAAGCAAUGCAUAUCUGUCAACUUUUUCUUGAUUUUAAAGACUUAAGGUACAUGAUCAGAAGCACAGCUGUAAAGGAUUUAUAUUGUUUUCAUAGUGUCAUGUUUAUGAAUUCCAAUAAUUUGCAUCAUGUUGAAAGUUCUGUUUAAAUGUUUUUGGUCUAAUUUGAUGUACUGGCAGCAAUUUUAUAUAAAUGCCCUGUUCCUAAUGUUUUGCAUGCAUCUGGGGCUGGCAUCACUGUGAUAUGCCUCUGAAGUGUGUAACAGACUUCCCUCUGUGAUGAAGAUGCCACCUCUGAAGAUGCCAGCCACAGAUGCAGGCGAAACAUUAAAAACAAGAUCCACCAGACCACAGCCACACAGCCCAGAAAACCCACCAGAACCACUUCAAGUACGAUUAAUUCUGUCAUAAUGGAUUAGAGUUUUGCUUUGUUUCUGGUAAUGUCCUGGUCAAGCACAGAAUCCCAGCCCUAUAUUAAACUACAGUUCAGAUUUUAUUAAUUUUUGCAUUCAUUAAAUCUGAUUUAACUUAUUUGUGGCAAUAAUUGCAGUAUUAUAUGCUUUGGUUUUAGAUUUUAGUCUUCAAAGUCUUAAAAUAUUCUCUUACAAUCUGAUGUCAUGAUACACUAAAAUACUAACAGUUCAAGUUACUGACUGAGACUUCUAAGUUUCCAUGUUCUGUUAACUACCUGUCGAGUUUUCAUAUCCCUUAUUAUUAUAGUGAUCUUGCUGCAUUGUGUUUCUGGGGUGUCUGACUGCUCUGACUUGGUAUGACAUAAUUAAUGCAGAUGUCGUAGCAUGAUGCUUAAUGUUUUUGAUACCGUAGUAUAUUUUUGUAAUUCAGUAUGACUCUCAAUUGCACUGAAAAACUCCAUAGAUGAGAUUCCACAAGCACAGUAGAUUUUAAUGGCUUUGAUUUUUUAUUCAUUUUCUCCCAUUUAUUUUCUUUGUCCUAAAAUGGUAUGGCCAUAAGCUAGUUCAAGUUAGGUAUAAUUAAGUACUGUUAGAAGUCAUGGCAUUUACUUGUUCCUUGAAUUUUUCCUUGAAUUUUUACAAGAUUGAGUCAGAGCUACUUGUGAUUUGGAUUGGGAUCCACUAGAAUCUUUAUAUUCAAAAGUCAAAAAAAUGGCUUUAUUUUCACCAACUUGAACUACUUUUCCGCAAUGCUGUUUUGAUCCUAGACAGUAACAGAGACAAAACAGAAUCUAAGGGAAAAGACCAUUUGACUUUGGAAAGUGUUUUUCCACCAAAAGAAGGGCCAAACCAAGCAUACAAUACUGCAGAAAAUGGGUAUUAUGUAGUUUUUUCCUGCUCCUCCUCUUUACCUUGUCAUGUUAAAUACUUGCUUCUGGCGAUGGAGCAGGGAGACACCAUAUAUUGCAGUGAUGGUGAACCUUUUGGAGACCGAGUGCCCAAAUUGCAACCCAAACCCCACUUAUUUAUCACGAAGUGCCAACCCGGCAAUUUAACCUGAAUGCUGAGGUUUUAGUUUAGAAAAAACUG